AUGACAGUUACUACACAUAUUGCCGAGAUCCUUCGCCAAGGGAUUUGGGCCUCCUUGACCGGUGGAUGGUACUAUGAGCCAACGCACUCGAUUUUCUGCAACACUGUCCAUUUAUAUCUCUGGUUGGUGUUACUGGUAGUUCCAUUAGUUGUGGGCCUUGUAACAUCUGGAGCUCUUUCUCUUUCGCUUCUCGCAGGAUACACUUGCUUCAUUGGCGUUCUUUUCGCCAUCCUAAAGACUGUUGUUUCUCACUUGCACAUUGUCUUCGAUACUUCUGAGCCCAUUAUUACCACCAAGGUGGUUUCAGAAGCAGAUAAUCCUACACGGGGAGAUCCUGACAUCAUAGAGCAAGAAGAAGAAGAUGGUCUUGAAAUGGUUGAGCUACGAGAAAUUCGGCGGCGGAUCACUGACAGCGAACUAGUGAUUGACCCUCCUCUUAGAUCAAGGGGUGAUCGACGCCGAGUACGUAUUGAGAACAAUUUCCAAGAAUUACCUAAUGUUAAUAAAACAAUUGCUGUCGUACAAAAAAGGAUUGGGCUGGAGGAUGACAGUGACGAAGAAACAAAGGACAAGGUAGUUGAGGUGCAGGACAUAGCUAUUGUUGAGGAGGCACCACACAACGAUAGUGAUCUGGAACUAUCUGCAGACGGAAGUAACCCAGGUGCUGCUUCAAAUCAAAGAAAGCUUUCUUCCGCAAUGUCUAGGAAGAUGUCCGAGCCUGUAAUGUCAUCAGAGGGACGUCGUAGUGGAUCUCAGCAUGGUUCAGAUGUUGCCUUGAAUUCCAGAGUUCGCCGAGCGAACUCAUCGCUUGAAUCAUCAACUAGUUAUAACGAUAAAGGAAUGCUCAGCCAGUCAAGCUUGGAUCAGGCUAGACAAAGCACACAUAAAUCGUAUCCUUCGAAGAUGAGCAGUGCCGAAGAGUUCCAAACUGGUGGCUUAAAAGCAAGAAUCUCGAAAAAGGUUGAUGUAGCUGGUCCGUUGGCAGAAGUUGUAGUUUCCAAUGCAGAAACUUGCUCAUCAUCAUCUUCUUCGAAAUCUCUCGACUCACAAAACACUCCCGAAUCAGAUGGUGCUGAGGUGGACGAAAAGGAAGGUGAUGAGGCUCACUGCGAGCAGACAGACCAACCAUCUACAAGCAAAAACAUCCGAGAGCUAGAAAAGCCUUAUGUAGUUGUUUCUACCGAAAAUAAUAUGCCAAAACGCAGACGUCCGAAAAUCACGAAAGAAGUGGAUGAGUCUGCUCCCUCUACAUCAGGAUGGUAUCCUGUUGUCGUGUCACUUGGUGACACAGACAGCCCCAGAUCAACUGCAAUCACUAAAGCGCCCGAUGACAGAAGUGGAGGCGCCGACAUCAAAGUGGAAAUCACAAAAUUCCUUGAAGAGUUGAUCGAAAAACACCCGGAAACCCUUGAUGUUAUUGAAAAUGUGCGCCAAAGUCGGCUUGGUCGAAGCUCUGCUUCCCACAGAGUACCGCAAAUGUUCAGAGUACCAACGAGACGACGUUCUUCGUCCUCCUCCGUGGUUGCAUUGUCGGACAUGGCUUUAAGAGAUGGUACCCAUGUUGCGGCAGGGCAUGAAGACACAUCUCAGGGUGCGGUUCAUUCGUUUCAGGAUGCUGAUGGGAUGUGGUGGACUUAUGCUUUUGACGAACACGGUGUGGGAACAGCACAACCUCUUGGUUCUGGACGUGCUCUUAUGGAACUCCUGCAAAGCACACAAGAUCCUCCGCUGGGAAGAAAUCGUUUAGAUGUUCUUCCGGAAUCCGCAUAUGUAAGCAGUGAAGAGGAGAAUGAACCAUGUACGUCUCAAGCGGUGACAAACAUGCCUGGAUUAAAUAUUGGAAGCACUAGGCGCGACCGCGCUUUGUCUUCAUCGAGUAACGAGAGUUACACCUACAUUCCUCAGCUACCAACCACAGUGUUCCAUGCUCCUACGGGAACAGGAGCUAGUAGAGCAAGCGCAAGACAUCAAAUGGUGUCAUUUGCUAAUGUGGCUUCGCGAUUGCGGGCUGCUGUACGUCAGAAUGAUACCUUAGCCAUAGGAGGACCUGAUGGAUCGGAUACAGCUGCAAGUCAAUUCGCACGAAGCAUUCUGGAACGUAGAGAAGGAAGAUCGAGGGACGAUAGUGCACCACCUACUUACCAGGAGAGUUUUCUGACACGUUUGGAUUCGGGUUCUUCAGCAGGAGGCGGGAUGACAUCUCGAUUUCGGUUUCUUUCUGAAUUAGGACUGGCUGUGCUCCCAACUGGUGGCACAAACACAGCUGCUGUUUCUACGGAUUAUUCUGCACCACCUACUCGUCGCACUUCAACUGUAAAGAAGAGCUACUAUUAUAAGAUGAAAAUGUUCCCGAAAACGAACAAAAGUUUUAAGCUAAAGCUUGACCGACUAUCUGUAUCAGCUCUUUUUGAUCGAAAUCGGUCUGCCUGGUCCUGUGCGUUUGAUGUGCUUCUGGCGUGUACUGUAUCCUUCCUCGCUGGUCUCGUUUUAGCUACUGGCAUUUAUUUCGAUAUUUGGUUAUUCCUGUUUGCUUUCACGGUGGCGGGGGCUCAUUUUUCCUUGCUCAAAAGUGUUCAACCGGAUGCAUCAUCACCAAUCCAUGGUUUCAACUGGCUUGUGGCCUACAGUCGUCCUGUUUACUUCUGUAUUGGAGCUAUCAUUGUCUUGGUUCUACAUCAUUUUGCUGACGAUCCUAAUUAUGACAAAAUACCAUGGAAUUGGAAUCCAUAUCGGUUGUACGAGACAUCCGGAGAAAUGAUACUGUUGGCAUUUCGUGAUCUCUUUGCAACGUUUCUGGUAAUGUUGCCAUUCGCAUUUACAAUGGGAUGGCUACCACAGGUGAAUACCCUUACACACCACGUGUUGGAACAACUGGAAAUGCACGUUUUUGGUGGAACAGCGUCAUUAGGGGUUGUGAGCGCCCUUAUCCAAAUUCUGAAAAGUCUUGCAGGAUGGGCAAUUCUAGGAUCUUUGUGUCAUCUAGCGUAUUCGGUCGAUCCUACGACUACACAAACACCUGCAUUUUCGGCCUUUCUGGCUGCAGCUGUAGCGAUCUCGUAUUUGCUAAGCAGGUUUUCUUCGAAUCCUCAACUGUUCGUGAUCCUCUGCCGUGCUAUGUGUUCUUCUGUUGGUAACUCUAGUCAGCCGGAGAGCGGCAGCCGUUUAUGCUGUGGUGCAGCACCAGAACAAGAAGAAGAUGAGCGCGUGAAGGACUCUGAUGAAUUGGAUGUGUCGGAUCCGUUACCAGGGCGUCUUCGGAGCGCCGUUGUUUUGCGUGCGCGCCAUGAUGUACUCUUUUCUGCAUUCUUGUCUCUUCUCGUGUUUGCCCUUCAUUCCACGUCGUUGUUCACGGCUACACAGCCCUAUUUUACGGUAAUUGUCAUUCCCAUUUGUGUUUCCUUCGGCGUCAUGAAUCACUACCUCUACGAGCAGCUUAGAACUCAUACGCCGUGGAAGUUGAUUGCAAAACCUAUCCUUCAUUCGCGAGAGUACACACAGUACGAAAGUCCUGAUGAAGCCAAGCUUAUGAAUUUCGAAAUCAUUCACGUAUGGAUGUUAGUGAUCGAAAAAAAUCUGCUUUAUCCGCUAGUGGCAAUGGCAGUUUUAACUGAAUGUGGCUGGCACUUGCCUUGGGCAAGAGUGAUUGCUCCUCUUAUCAUCCUUCGCUUUCUUCGUGGUGGAUUCUCCCACCCGCAGUUAAUUUACGUGCCGUUGGCGCUGGCAUUCACUGUGACUCGUUUCGACUGGAAAACUGGGUUGCCGUUUGGACUUUCUGUGGAGAUGUCGCCUUCUACAGUGUUCCCAUUGGUGCUCUACAUCUUAAUCGUAUUCUAUCCGAAAUGGCUGGAACUCUACCUCAAGAUGAGCUUUGUCAUGGCGUACGUAGCUCCUUGGCAGAUCAGUUGGGGAUCAGCAUUUCACGCUUUCGCUCAGCCUUUUUCAAUUCCUCAUUCGGCCCUCAUUUGGACUCAGACGGUGAUUUCAAGCCUUAUUAGUGCUCCGCUAAAUCCAUUUUUGGGGUCUUCGUUUUUCACCACUUCCUAUGUACGGCCUGUAAAGUUCUGGGAACGAGAUUAUAACACGAAGCGCAGCGAUGCAUCAAAUACAACCUUAGCCUCCCAAAUUGACCGUGGGCCGAUGUUGGACGACAGCAACUUGAACGCUGUGUUUUACGAACACUUAACAAGAAGCCUUCAAAAAAGCUUGGCUGGUGAUUUGCAAAUGGGCAGAUGGGCGACUAGCGUGCAGCCGGGUGACUGCUUCAUCCUUGCGAGUUUCUACCUUAACUGCCUUGUUCAUAUUAUUGAAGUAGGCAAUGGCUUUGUCACUUUCCAACUUCGGGGACUUGAAUUCCGUGGCACAUAUUGCCAUCAAAGAGAGGUGGAGGCAAUUUCUGAUGAUCAAACGCAAGGGACUGGGUGUUGUUGUUGUGCACCAGGAUCACUGCCGGGUUUUCUCUCGCUGAAUACAGCAUGGAGUCUGCGCUGGCUAGCUUGGGAGGUAGUGACAGGAAAGUACAUCAUUGAUGGUUACUCUAUCACCGACAAUUCGGCUGUGAACCUUCUACAAGUUCAUGAACUGAGACGUCUACUUGUGACUCUUUAUGUAAAAUGCAUAGUUUAUUACGCUCUGUCUUCCAACAAAUUACAAAGUUGGCUUGCGAAUGAAACUGUGCGUGCCACUCUUGAUCCUAUUGUGGCGAAUCCUCGUUAUGCCGACGUCGAUCAUCUGUUCUGCUCAACAAAUGAUGAGGACUUUGAUAUGAGUGAAAUGGGCAUAUCUCGUAACAGUUUCUCAGAAUGGUAUUCGAUGUGGAUUUCCCAUUGCAUACACAAACGCACAGAGCGCAACCCUGAUGAGGAAUUGAAUUCUGAUUACAUAACUUGUCUUUGCUUUGUGCUCUCUCUCCUCGGAAGACGAGCCUUAGGUGCUGCAUCGUAUAACCGCCACUCAAAUGCUGCUGAGUCUUUUCUCUGUGGACUACAUGCACUGUUCAAAGGAGAUUUCAGAAUUACCUGUCAAAGAGAUGAAUGGGUGUUCGCUGACAUGGACCUAUUAAGAUGUGUCAUUUCUCCAGCUGUAAAAAUGGCUCUAAAGUUACAUCAAGAUCAUUUCGCAGCGCCUGAUGACUUCGACGAUCCGGAGUCACUCUAUGACCUUAUUGCUGAACACCAAACUAAACUGUUCAUUUCACAUGAACACGAUCCGGCUUGGCGUCGUGCGAUCAUUGCGAACACUCCAUCGUUGUUAGCUCUCCGACACAUGUAUGAUGAAGGCCAAGAUGACUACAAGAUCAUUAUGCUCAAUAGGAUGCACUUAAACAUGAGGGUGAUCAAACUGAAUCGUGAAUGCGUGAGAGCUUUCUGGGCAGGUCAACAGCAGGAACUGAUCUUUUUAAGGAACAGAAAUCCUGAAAGGGGAAGUAUCCAAAAUGCUAGACAAGUGCUUAGAAAUAUGAUCAACAGUUCUGCUGAUCAACCUGUUGGUUACCCUAUUUAUGUCUCGCCGCUAACAACUUCAUUUGCUGAAACUCACUCUCAGACAGAAAAUAUUAUUGGGCCACCUAUUACUGUUGAGGGUAUUGGUUCAACCAUCCGAAGAGCUUGGACAGCUCUUCGUGCCCAUUUUGGACCUUCUGGGAGCUCGUCGCUUGGUCUUCAAGGAGGAUGUGGUGGUGCGAACGUACCUCCGAUAGCAUUGCAACAGCUAACGGCAAUGCAACCGCAGCAGAAGCAGACCGCUACAUCGGAGAUGGAUGAUCGGGCAAGCACGACUUCGGCUCAUGUGGAAAAUUCAAUAGUGCACAUGACUCCCGACGGAAGCGCUCGUGUGACGUUAGCAAGAAGAGUUCCUGGCAGCGGUGAUACUCCACCAGGAGUCAGCAAAUAUUCUUCGACUGAUUCUGUGCCACAGGGUAUUGCCAAGAGAAUUAGCGCCGAUCGGAAGACGGAAGAAAAAGAAAGUGUGGAAGAAGAAGAGGUGGAAGAAACGAAAGAUACUGGAUUGUGGGUCCGCAUCACUGAUCCGGAACAGGUUUUCCGGUAUCUCAAUGAACCUUUGAAAUCCACAGGAGAGCCGCUGGUUGUUUGGCCGAGUGAGGAGAUUCGGCAGAUCAGCGGACGGAAUUCGUGGUAUUGUCAGCCAAUGGAAGGUCUUAUGGGGCGCGUCAUGUUCACAUGGCAUCCAAAUCAUCCUAACAGAAAACUGCGUAGCCAUAUAGGAGAUGCUAUACAUUUGGUUGCAAUUCCUGAAAUGAUGUGUGCACUUGUGCCGGUCAGUGAAAAAGGUUGUACCGUACUGCCACCUGAAAAAGUUGCCGAGUUGCAAAACGGCGAGAAUAGAAAGGAAUACUUGCUGUUCAUUAAAAAGAUCCAAAGCGAUCUCGAGCUCCUUUAA
Molecule: messenger RNA, 6396 nt
Organism: Necator americanus (New World hookworm)
Lineage: Eukaryota; Metazoa; Nematoda; Chromadorea; Rhabditida; Ancylostomatidae
Exons: 51
Coding region: 1-6396 (2131 amino acids)
Biological process (GO): endoplasmic reticulum organization
Cellular component (GO): endoplasmic reticulum; membrane
Source: RefSeq, a predicted model, not a curated record